Trematosphaeria pertusa is the source of this 2106-nucleotide messenger RNA. Its product is annotated as DUF1604-domain-containing protein. The record is from RefSeq and is a predicted model, not a curated record. Bases 1 to 2106 code for a protein of 701 amino acids. Gene Ontology annotation, cellular component: nucleus. Lineage: Eukaryota; Fungi; Ascomycota; Dothideomycetes; Pleosporales; Trematosphaeriaceae. The transcript has 2 exons. Gene Ontology annotation, biological process: mRNA processing. Gene Ontology annotation, molecular function: RNA binding.
AUGUCUUUCAAACGACCGCGCGCCUCCUCUCCGUCUUCGUCCCAAAAGCGCGCCCGCGGAGCCGGCGGGCCAGGCAAAUAUAUUGCCCUAGGGACCGAACUCUCGCCAGAAGAAGAUGACGACGGCUCGUUUGUCCCGGUAUGGAAGCAGACCGUGACCGACGAGCGCGGUCGGAGGAGAUUGCAUGGUGCCUUCACUGGUGGCUUUAGUGCAGGUUACUUCAACACAGUUGGGUCCAAGGAAGGAUGGACCCCGAAGGCCUUCGUAUCCUCACGCUCGAACCGGAAUAAGGAUGCUACUCAACGACCGGAAGAUUUUAUGGACACGGAGGAUCUAGCUGAAGCCGCCGAGUCUCGCCAGCUAGAGACCGUUCAGAACGUGGCUACAAUUGGUCGUAUCGGCGACACUCAAAACGAUGCCUUAUUCGGGCUCUUCGUGACGGAAGAGGAAACUAUGGGUGUUAAGAUAGCCCAGAAGAUGGGCUGGCGACGAGACCAGGGCGUUGGACGUAAAGUUCGUCGGCUGGCUCACGUAGACGAUGGCAGCGCUAUCUCCAAGGACGCUCCCUCCGCCCACAUGUUUGCUCCGAAGGAUAGUCGUGUCAUGUCCGUUGCUCAGGGGCAGGUGAAUCGCAAAGGGCUGGGCUACAAAUCCGAAGCACGUUUAGGCACAAUCGACGCAAAGGACAAGGAAGACCGUCCAAUGCUAGCCCUUCCAUUCUUUGAGGGCUCCGCCCAAUCCCCAGCGCCCAGGAAGGCUGCCCCAAAGAAGUCCUCUUUCGGCGUCGGAGUGCUGAACGACACCGGUUCAGACGACGAGGAUCCUUAUGAACUCGGCCCUAAGAUCACAUUCAACAAGACCAUAGGGAAGGAAAAGAAGCCCAAGAAGCCCAGCAAGUUUGCGAAAGCAGGGGACAGGCACCUCUUUGUGUCAAAAAAGGCACAUGGGAAAGCCGCUCUUGGAAUCUCCUACGACGGAAAGCUUCCACUUAGAGGCUUUGUAUUAGCCACGCAAAUUGUCGACCUAACCAGCAAGCGCAAGCUUCCACCACCCAUGAUCCCUCCGGGAUGGCAAUCCUCGAAGAGUGGCGCUCCCGCUACGGACGCCCAAAACUACCAAUCCGUCGCCGAUGUGGCCAAAUCUUCUACACUCGACGCACAUGCCAGGGCAUCGCUCCUAGGCGAGUCACCUCUCCCCGGCAGAUCCGUCUUUGAUUUCAUCCCAAAAGAAGCGCGAGAUCGUCUUGCUACACUUACAGGGAACGUCAAUCUUCCUCAAGGCUUAGGACAAACAGCUCCAGAGGGGCAGCAGUCCGCAGCUAAGGCACAACCUAAAGGCUUAUGGUCGUUCGUACCGGUCUUGGAUAAAGGGACCGCCGCCGCUGCUCUGGCCAAAGGUGCGACUGGAUGGAUGCCCUACGCCGAAGAUUUGAAGAAACGUGCCAGAUACGUCGGCUUUCUGGAGCUCCGUGCUGGACAGAAAACGGACCUUCCAGAAAGACCCGACGAGAUGCCUGUCUCUGACUGGGCUAAAGAACUCCAAGAGUUUGCACAUGCUGCAGAAGUGUUCAAGCCAACAACGGGCAUCAUGGCAUCGCGUUUUACCUCAUCGACCGCGUCCCACCAGAUCGGCAGCACAGACAGCGGCAACACCCUUCUUCGAAAGCCGGUCGCGAAGCCAGAGGAUCCAGCAGAUCAAGCCGCGAAAUUGGGUAUGUACGGUCCCAUGACACGAAGCAGCUUUCCAUUUCACCCUUCCCGGCUGCUGUGCAAGCGAUUCAACGUCAAGCCUCCUCCGGAUGUUCCAUGUGACUCCGCACCUGACGCUGGUGAUUACAGCUCGAAGAGUAGGACCGAGGAAGCUGUGUCCAAGUCAGCGAUGGAUAGAAUGCUGCACGAGGUGUUGACCAAGGGUGCGCCCACAUUGCAGCGCCCUGCAUGGAUGAACCCCACCGCGCAAGAACGUGUCCCACCGGCUGCGCCUUCAACAGAGCAUGCAACUGUCGAUGUUGACACCAAUGAAGCGUUGACUCAGGAGCGCGCUCCCGAGGACGUCUUCAAAGCCAUUUUUGGCGACGACGACGACGACGAUGAUGAUGAUGAAUGA